Messenger RNA from Procambarus clarkii (red swamp crayfish), 663 nucleotides. RefSeq names its product micronuclear linker histone polyprotein-like. NCBI's taxonomy places the organism in Eukaryota, Metazoa, Arthropoda, Malacostraca, Decapoda, Cambaridae. The record is from RefSeq and is a predicted model, not a curated record.
AUGACAGGUUUGAUUGUCUUCAUUAGAAGGCCACAGCAGGGGACGGUAGACACAACAGGGAGCAGAGGACACAGCAGGGAGCAGAGGCCACAGCAGGGAGCAGAGGCCACAGCAGGGAGCAGAGGUCACAGCAGGGAGCAGAGACCACAGCAGGGAGCAGAGGACACAGCAGGGAGCAGAGGCCACAGCAGGGAGCAGAGGACACAGCAGGGAGCAGAGGCCACAGCAGGGAGCAGAGGUCACAGCAGGGAGCAGAGACCACAGCAGGGAGCAGAAGACACAGCAGGGAGCAGAGGACACAGUAGGGAGCAGAGGCCACAGCAGGGAGCAGAGGACACAGCAGGGAGCAGAGGACACAGCAGGGAGCAGAGGCCACAGCAGGGAGCAGAGGACACAGCAGGGAGCAGAGGCCACAGCAGGGACCAGAGGCCACAGCAGGGACCAGAGACCACAGCAGAGACCAGAAGACACAGCAGAGACCAGAAGACACAGCAGAGACACAGAGACCACAGCAGAGACCAGAGACCACAGCAGAGACCAGAGACCACAGCAGAGACCAGAGACCACAGCAGAGACCAGAGACCACACCAGGGAGCAAAAGACACAUCAGAGCCGCCUCCCAGAUCACCUCCUUCAAUAUACAACAAGCUACAUGGAAAAUAA